Lonchura striata (white-rumped munia) is the source of this 2235-nucleotide messenger RNA. RefSeq names its product F-box and leucine rich repeat protein 16 (gene FBXL16). Gene Ontology annotation, molecular function: protein binding. Gene Ontology annotation, cellular component: cytoplasm. The record is from RefSeq and is a predicted model, not a curated record. NCBI's taxonomy places the organism in Eukaryota, Metazoa, Chordata, Aves, Passeriformes, Estrildidae.
UUCGCGGGGUUGGGGCGGGGGCCGGGCGGGAUCCGGCCCCUUUGCCAACGGGGAUUUUUGGGGGGAUUAUUCGCCGCUUUCUUCCUGGUGGGAUUUUUUGCUGCAACCGAAAGAAGACGGGCACAAGGCAUGGCAUGAGCUUCGGGAGACGGGGCUGGAGAGAGACCUGUGGAAGAUGUCGAACCCGAGAAACGGCGACACCAAGCCCCCAUGUUUGCCCCGCAAUGGACUGGUGAAGAUCCCCACGCAAGCCAACGGCCUCGGCUCCGCCAGCAUCACCAAAGGCACCCCUGCCGUGAAAAACCGCCUGUGCCAGCCUUCCUCCGUGCCUGCCAUCCUCAGCCCGGCCUUAGCCCACCGCAGCGACCUGCCCAUCCCCAGCCUGGCCUCCCCGCUCUCCUUGGCCACCCUGGCCAGCGUCUCCUCCCCUCCCGGCGCUUCCUUGGUGGGACUGAACGCGAGCGAGGGCUCGGAGCAGCCCUCUCCGGAGCGGCUGCCAGGCUCUCCCUCGGAAAGGCAGCUGGCCGUGGACGAGAAGAUCCUCAACCGCUUGUUCUGGUACUUUUCGGCGUGCGAGAAGUGCGUGCUGGCGCAGGUGUGCAAGGCAUGGCGGCGGGUGCUCUACCAGCCCAAGUUCUGGGUGGGCUUGACGCCCGUCCUGCACACCAAAGAGCUCUACAACAUCCUGCCCGGUGGAGAGAAGGAGUUCGUCAGCCUGCAGGGCUUCGCCGUCCGCGGCUUCGACGGCUUCUGCCUCGUGGGCGUCUCUGACCUGGACAUUUGUGAGUUCAUUGACAACUACCCCCUCUCCAAGAAGGGGGUCAAGUCCAUGAGCCUUAAGAGGUCGACCAUCACAGAUGCAGGGUUGGAGGUGAUGCUGGAGCAGAUGCAGGGCGUGGUGCGGCUGGAGCUGUCGGGCUGCAACGACUUCACGGAGGCGGGGCUGUGGUCCAGCCUCAACGCCCGCAUCACGGCGCUGAGCGUCAGCGACUGCAUCAACGUGGCCGACGACGCCAUCGCCGCCAUCUCGCAGCUCCUGCCCAACCUCACCGAGCUCAACCUGCAAGCCUACCACGUGACGGACACGGCGCUCGCCUACUUCACCGCCAAGCAGGGCUACACCACCCACACCCUGCGCCUCAACUCCUGCUGGGAGAUCACCAACCACGGCGUGGUCAACAUGGUCCACAGCCUGCCCAACCUGAGCGUCCUCAGCCUCUCGGGCUGCUCCAAGGUGACGGAUGAUGGCGUGGAGCUGGUGGCCGAGAACCUGCGGAAGCUGCGCAGCCUCGACCUGUCCUGGUGCCCCCGCAUCACCGACAUGGCCCUGGAGUACAUCGCCUGCGACCUGCACAAGCUGGAGGAGCUGGUGCUCGACAGGUGCGUGCGGAUCACCGACACCGGCCUCAGCUACCUGUCCACCAUGUCAUCCCUGCGGAGCCUCUACCUGCGCUGGUGCUGCCAGGUGCAGGAUUUUGGCCUGAAGCACCUCCUGGGCAUGGGCAGCCUGCGCCUCCUCUCGCUGGCUGGCUGCCCCUUGCUGACCACCACGGGGCUGUCGGGGCUGGUGCAGCUGCAGGAGCUGGAGGAGCUGGAACUCACCAACUGCCCCGGGGCCACCCCGGAGCUCUUCAAGUACUUCUCCCAGCACCUCCCGUGCUGCAUGGUGAUCGAGUAGCGCCGGACCCGGCCCACCCCGGCCGCCAUCGCCCACCCCAUCUCCCUCUGGCUGCUGGGGGAUUCGAGAGACGCCCCCGAUUCCAACCGAGCCCGGACAUCCCCCGCAUCGACGCCCCCGAGGGGCGCGGGGCUCCGGGGGGAGAUGGGGGCAGGCGUCGCCCCCGGCCGGAGCCCCCCGGCUGCCAUGUAAAUUCUCCCCCGCCGCCGCCGCCAUCGCCCGCGCUCGUCCCGGUGUCCUGCCAAUCCCUUCGGACAGACGAACGGACAUCACGGAAGCCCAGAGUGGGAAGGCGACGCUGUGUGACCCCCCCCACCCCGGCCGCAUCCUGCUCCUCCCGCCCCGGUGCCGAGCGGGCACACGGCCCCGCCGCCAAGGAUGCUCUGGGCACCGAGGAUGCUCCCAGGGAUGGGCCAGAGGAGGAUGCUUAUUUUUGGGUGGCGGCGGAGGCUGGAUGGGUCCCCUCACGCCCCUGGAGCGGGUCACCGAGCUCACCCCCCCACCUCCCCGUGCUGCGUGUCCCCUCCAGCCCCCAGCCCCGCCUCUGGGGCGCUUUC